UUUUUUGUUUUUUUUGUGUGGGAUGUGGGCAGCCUUUCUAUUAUUAUUUUGUGUCAAAUUCUCAAUUUAAAAGAAGAGAAAAACAGAGAGUGAGAUUGAAGCUCGUUGGAGAAAAAGAGAAUAGAAAAAUCAGUUUUUCAAGCUUGGUGCAGCAGUGAUCAACUCCUCGAUCGAAGGUCCAUCCGUGGUUCGAUUGAGCUGAUUUUUGGACAGCAGCUAGGUGAUAAGGUGUUCUUGACUUUGUACGGUCGGAUUUUUCAUCCGAGACUUGUAGCGUCGGAAAUACCCAUUUUUCAGCAGCUACGUUUUUUGAGAAUUCCACCAGCUUUUGUAAAGCAUGUUUUUAAAGGAAAUGUGCCCACCAUGUUGACCUUGUAUUCAGACUCAGGGAACUCAUGGCGAGUUAGAAUCAAAGUUGAACAAGGAAGCUAUUUUUUCAACAAUGGAUGGUCAAAGUUUGUCAAAUAUCAUGACCUGGAAAUAGGGGAUUUUCUGGUUUUCUUUUUGGUUGAUAGUUCAACGUUUGAUGUUUUCAUUUAUAAUCGAACGGCAUGUGCAAAGAACAUCAUUUUGGCUGCUAAGAAACGAAAGGGCCGAUCCCCUGGAGUUAGCAGACAAAUUGAACAAACCCCAAGCCAUAAAUGUACUUCAACUUCCAAGAAACCAAGAACAGUUCCUCGUGUACAGGAGGUUGAGUUUGUAUCUGGAGUAACCCCGAAAAAUGUUUCAUAUGUAAUGGUUGUGAAGGGAUACAAUAAAUACUAUGCUGGUAUUCCGAUAUGUUUUACUGAAGAAGCAGGCUUGGGAAAGGUAUCCAUGGUGAUGAUUAGAGGUCCAAAAGGUGGAAUGUGGCCAAUGAUGACCACUUUUAGUUCAAAACAAGUUCUUCUGAGUGUUGGAUGGUCCAAGUUUCUGCAUGAAAACGAGAUUGUAAUUGGAGAUACCCUUUUGUUCGAACACGUACCAAAUACAGGCCAUUUAAUCCAUGUCCAGGUUGUUAACAAGGAUGGAACUGGAAACACUGGUAGCCUUGCUGGUAAGCGACCAAGAGAUCGACCUCGCGAGCAAACUGAACUACCACCAAGCACAAAAUAUGCUUCAAGUUCCAAGCGUACCAAAGGUGUAUCAGAGUUACUCUUGGAACAGGCUUCAUUUGUAGUUGUUUUGAAGAAAUACCAUCAAUACUCUGUUUCUGUUCCAGCCAGUUUUGCCAAAGAAACAAGCUUGGCAGAGGAACCGAGCACGGUGAUAAAGGACUCAGAGGGUAGGAAGUGGGAAUUAAACAUCUUGGUUGAUGCAAAAUCAAAUGUUCGUCUAGGUGCAGGAUGGUCACAAUUUGUGCAAGAAAACAAAUUAGAAGCUGGAGAUACCAUUUCGUUUCAACACAUUCCCAACACUGGUAAUGUAAUUUACUUCAAGAUCAUUAGCAAGGCUAGAGCUGCAAAUUAUGGUGAUGGAAGAAACAUGAGAAAAAAUGUCAGUUAAAAAGUAGUAUCAUUUGUAAUGUCUGUUGUUUACCAGUUGUUGAAGAUGGUGAUGGUGGUUUGUAACUUGUAUGAUUGUGUUGUACCUGUCUAUCUUUUGUUUUGAUGGUAAGAAAAAGAAUUGGUAUGAUCAUGUAUGAAUUUCCAGGAACCCUCUUUGAAGUUGGAAAGUCAUUCAGGAAA
This is a messenger RNA of Gossypium arboreum, 1667 nucleotides long. Its product is annotated as putative B3 domain-containing protein Os03g0621600. Gene Ontology annotation, molecular function: DNA binding. NCBI's taxonomy places the organism in Eukaryota, Viridiplantae, Streptophyta, Magnoliopsida, Malvales, Malvaceae. The record is from RefSeq and is a predicted model, not a curated record. The transcript is spliced from 6 exons. The coding region runs from base 364 to 1485 and encodes 373 amino acids.